AUGGGUAUCAGAAGAGAAUUGGAUCUACCAGAAGAAAGAACGACUGACAAGGAAGAUGAAUUUUCAGAUGCUAGUAAAACCAUAUUCAAAAAAGUGAGGAGGCUAAUUCUGUUUAAAUAUUCAAUUGCAGAUAUAAAUGAAUGUGCCAUUGACAAUGGUGGCUGCCAGGACCAAUGCUCUAAUACAAUUGGCAGUUACUACUGCAAGUGUCAAGCUGGCUGGAAGCUGGAGGAAGAUGGCAGAGGAUGUGAAGAUAUCGAUGAAUGCGCGGUGGUGAAUGGGGGCUGCCAGCAGCGCUGUAUUAACACUCUGGGCACCUUCCACUGCGAAUGUGAUACAGGAUACAGACUUCAUGCUGAUGAACGCACCUGCAUAAAGAUGGACCCCUGCGCAGGUGGGAACGGAUGUGCCCACAUCUGUCAGAGUGAGAACGGCGUGGCCAGGUGUGCCUGUCGCCUGGGCUACCGGCUGUCUGAAGACAAAAAGGCCUGCGGAGACAUAAACGAGUGUGCAGGACGGCUGGCUCACUGCAGCCAUCGCUGUGUGAACACAGUGGGGUCUUUCACCUGCGCCUGCCACCCUGGCUUCGAGCUGGGAGCUGAUGGAACACAGUGUUACAGGAUUGAAUUGGAAAUUGUCAAUAGCUGUGAAAAGAACAAUGGUGGUUGUUCUCAUCACUGUGAACAUGCACUUGGUGGGCCCCAUUGUUCCUGUAACCAUGGAUACCGGCUUGAUUCAGAUGAGAAAACAUGCAUAGACCUUGAUGAAUGUGAGAGCGGAGAAGCCUGCUGUGCGCGGCUCUGCAUCAACUAUCUAGGGGGCUACGAAUGCAGCUGUCACGAAGGCUUUCGGAUCAGCCCUGAUGGUUGUGGAUGUGACGCUUUAGAUGAUGAUGAGUUAGAGGAAGAAGAAGAGGAAUUAGAAGUUGUGAGGUUCGCAGGCCUUCUGUUCAAGAGCCCACCUCAACUGCUUCAUUACAUUAGUACCUCUCUGCUUCCCACCUACCAAGAUGAACAAGACGAGGAAGAAGAGAGAACAGAUAUUCGAGAACUGGCUGCUUUGCCCCAAGUUGUCUGUUUAGGCCACACCUUCGGUCCCAACUGCAGCUUGAGCUGUGAGGACUGCAUGAACGGAGGCAGAUGCCAGGAAGGGGAGCGUGGGUGCUCCUGCCCAGCAGGCUGGCGUGGCGUUCUUUGCAAUGAAACUUGUUCUCCAGAGACUGGUGGACAGGAGUGUCAAAGCAUCUGUGAUUGUCAGAACGGAGGCACCUGUGAUCCUUUGACCGGGAGGUGCCAGUGCCCCCCUGGGGUGCAUGGGAAAACCUGUGAACAUGGAUGCCCAAAAGGACUCUUUGGGAAGAGCUGCAAAAGGAAAUGUAACUGUGCCAACAAUGGCCAUUGCCACAGGGUGUAUGGUGCCUGUGUGUGUGAGCCAGGGCGCUUCGGGAGGUUCUGUCAUCUGAACUGUCCCAAGGGGGCCUAUGGAGCUGGCUGCUCCUCAGAAUGUCAGUGUGUGGAGGACAACACCCUGGAAUGCAGCGCCAAAAAUGGCAGUUGCACCUGCAAAUCUGGUUACCAAGGCAACAGAUGCCAGAAAGCAGCUGCUGAAUAUACUAUAUUGGAAAAUGCUUCUGAGAUUCCCACUGAGAAGGAAAAUGAGUCGAAACCUGCCCCAAAGGCCUCUGGGGAACAGAGUGCCAAUUUUCCUGUGGGCCCUGUGAGAAAGGAGGUCAGUGCAACAAAGAAACUGGAAGCUGCGACUGCCCUCCUGGUUACACAGGAAAAGCCUGUACCAUGUUUUGUGCCUUUUUCCACUCUGGAAGGAGUGGUGGCCGAGGUGGAGGCUGUGGCUCCAUCAACACUGUGA
Molecule: messenger RNA, 1866 nt
Organism: Pteronotus mesoamericanus
Lineage: Eukaryota; Metazoa; Chordata; Mammalia; Chiroptera; Mormoopidae
Product: EGF-like and EMI domain-containing protein 1
Exons: 15
Coding region: 1-1866 (621 amino acids)
Molecular function (GO): calcium ion binding
Source: RefSeq, a predicted model, not a curated record